AAUUGAAGAGCAUUGCUGGCGACUGGACGUUUCCGCUUGCCAAAACUCGAAGAGAAAAAGAGAGAGAGAGAGAGAGAGAGAAUGUCGUUCGCAUCCUUCGACUGGCUGCCGUUGUCCGGUCACACUUUGUGCCUGCUGCUGGUGCCGGGUCUGCUGAUCCUCAUCAUCCUGUGGCUCUGCGAUCAUCAGUAUGACAAAGUGCUGGGUCGCCCACCGCCGGGUCCUUGGGGUCUGCCAUUCGUUGGCUACUUGCCCUUCAUCAAUGCCCGAGCGCCACACAAAACGCUGCAGACGCUGGCCCGCCGCUACGAGGGCAUCUACCAGCUGCGCAUGGGCAGCGUCAAGGCGGUGAUCCUCACGGACGUGGCCUUGGUGCGCGAGUUCUUUCGCCACGAGGCGAUGUCCGCCCGUGCGCCGCUCUACCUCACGCACGGCAUUAUGGGUGGAUACGGCAUCAUUUGUGCUGCGGGUGCCAUUUGGAAGCAUCAGCGGCGCGAGGUCAUCGACUGGCUGAAGGCCUUGGGCAUGACACGGCGCCCGGGAGAGACGCGCAGCCGCCUCGAGCAGCGCAUCGGCCGGGGCGUGGAUGAGUGUGUCAAGCUCUACGAAACGGCCGCCACGCUGUGCCCCCUGUUCGAUCCGGUGCCCGCUCUCCAGCACACACUGGGCAACAUUAUCAACGACUUGGUGUUCGGCGUGACGUACGCGCGGCAGGACCCCGACUGGCUGUACCUGCAGCGACUGCAGGAGGAGGGCGUCAAGCUGAUUGGCGUCUCGGGCGUCGUCAACUUCCUGCCCUGGCUGCGACGCCUGCCGUGGAACGAGCGCAACAUUCGCUUCCUGCUGCAGGGCAAGGCCCGGACGCAUGCGCUCUACGAUCGCAUAGUGGCGCGGUGCGAGAAGCGGCUGCAGGAGCUGCAGGUGGAGCAUCGGGAGAGGCAGCGACAGCGCCAGGCGAACAGGGAGCAGGCGGAGGCGGAGGCUGAGGCGGAGGCACAGCAAAACGAGGACCAGGAGCAGCCCGAGCAGGAGGAGGAGCAGCAGCAGCAGCAGGAGGAUGUCUCCGACUCGGACACAGACUCCUAUGAGCCCACAUGCAUUCUGGAGCACUUCCUCAUCAAUCGCGUGCCCUUCUCGGAGCUCUACUGCGACGAGCAGCUGCGCCACCUGCUCGCCGAUCUGUUCGGUGCCGGCGUGGACACCUCCCUGGCGACGCUCCGCUGGUUCCUGCUCUUCAUGGCCCGCGAGCAGCGCUGCCAGCGGCGGCUGCACGAGCUGCUGCUGCCGCUGAGUGCCACGCCCCUGCUGGAGGAGCUGCAGUCGCUGGCCUACCUGCGCGCCUGCCUCUCGGAGGUGCAGCGCAUACGGAGCGUCGUGCCACUGGGCAUACCGCACGGCGCCGAGCGGGACUUCACCGUCGGCAAAUAUCGCAUUGCCGCCGGCAGCAUGAUCGUCUCCCUGCAGUGGGCCAUCCACAUGGACCCCGAGGCGUGGCCACAGCCGGAGCUCUUCCGGCCGGAGCGCUUCCUCAACGAGGAGGGCCACUACUCGGCACCGCCGCAGUUCAUUCCCUUUCAGACGGGCAAACGCAUGUGUCCCGGCGAUGAAUUGGCCCGCAUGAUGCUCACCCUCUUCGCCGGUCGCAUUCUGCGCCAGUUUCACGUGGAGCUGCCGCCAGGCACGGAGGUGGACAUGGAAGGCGAGUCCGGCAUUACCCUGGCGCCCGCUGCCUAUCAGCUGCGCUUCACGAAGCUCUCCAUGGAGCAGAAAGGGCAACUGGACCAGGAGCAGCACUAAAAGGAGUGGCACCUUCACUUCUCCUUCAUUUGUUGUUCCUAACAUU
Molecule: messenger RNA, 1843 nt
Organism: Drosophila subobscura
Lineage: Eukaryota; Metazoa; Arthropoda; Insecta; Diptera; Drosophilidae
Gene: phtm
Product: cytochrome P450 306a1
Exons: 3
Coding region: 82-1797 (571 amino acids)
Biological process (GO): xenobiotic metabolic process
Cellular component (GO): cytoplasm; intracellular membrane-bounded organelle
Molecular function (GO): heme binding; oxidoreductase activity, acting on paired donors, with incorporation or reduction of molecular oxygen, reduced flavin or flavoprotein as one donor, and incorporation of one atom of oxygen; iron ion binding
Source: RefSeq, a predicted model, not a curated record